Castor canadensis (American beaver) is the source of this 5175-nucleotide messenger RNA. It is a transcript of the gene Smarcad1, whose product is annotated as SNF2 related chromatin remodeling ATPase with DExD box 1. The record is from RefSeq and is a predicted model, not a curated record. Gene Ontology annotation, molecular function: ATP binding; ubiquitin binding. Lineage: Eukaryota; Metazoa; Chordata; Mammalia; Rodentia; Castoridae.
CAGCGAGCGAGCGAGCGAGCACACUCCCCGCUGAAGCUCCCAAUGCGUUCGGGAUCCUGUCCGCUUCCUCUCAGCUGGGAUCGCGCCGCGUCAACUUCCGGGCGGGUGCCCGCCCGCACGGCCUCCGCCGCUCCCCUCCUCUGGCCCCUUUGUGUCCCCGCAGUGUGGAGGCGCGGGCCCUGGCGGGUCCUUUCUCCAGGCGGAGAGCGCCGUAGUGCAGGCAGCCUCCCUGAGAGGGCGGGCGCGGCCCGCGGGGGUUAGAGCGGGGACGGCGCGUCCGCGUGCCGGAUAGUGCAUUUAAACGUCCCAGCCCCCCUCCAGGGUGGUGGUUUCUACCCACGAUGAAUCUUUUCAACUUGGAUCGUUUUCGCUUUGAGAAAAGAAAUAAGGUUGAGGAAGCUCCCGAAGCAACCCCCCAGCUUCCCCAACCCCCGCAACCCGGCCCUUCUUCACCAAUUUCUCUUAGUGCUGAAGAGGAGAAUGCUGAAGGGGAAGUUAGCAGGGCAAAUACCCCCGAUUCAGAUAUAACUGAAAAAACAGAAGAUUCUAGUGUUCCAGAACCUCCAGAUAACGAAAGAAAAGCAAGUGUAUCAUGUUUCAAGAAUGAAAGAGGAAUACAGUAUAUUGAUUUGUCUUCUGAUAGUGAAGAUGUUGUUUCCCCAAAUUGCUCCAAUGCAGUGCAAGAGAAAAAAUUUAACAAAGACACAGUGAUUAUAGUUUCUGAACCAUCUGAAGAUGAAGAGUCCCAAGGCCUUCCUUCCGUGGCACGAAGAAAUGAUGAUAUUUCAGAACUGGAAGAUCUUUCAGAAUUGGAAGAUCUUAAAGAUGCCAAGCUUCAGACCUUGAAGGAACUUUUUCCACAAAGAAGUGACAAUGAUUUACUUAAGUUAAUUGAAUCAACAAGCACUAUGGAUGGAGCAAUUGCUGCUGCCUUGCUGAUGUUUGGUGAUGCAGGUGGUGGACCCAGGAAAAGAAAAUUAUCAUCUUCUUCAGAGCCAUAUGAGGAGGAUGAAUUUAAUGAUGAUCAAUCUUUAAAAAAGACAAGACUUGAUCAUGGAGAAGAAUCUAAUGAGUCUGUAGAGUCUAGCAGUAAUUGGGAAAAGCAGGAAAGUAUUGUAUUGAAAUUGCAAAAGGAAUUUCCCAAUUUUGAUAAACAGGAAUUAAGAGAAGUGCUCAAGGAACAUGAAUGGAUGUACACAGAAGCUUUAGAGUCUCUAAAAGUUUUUGCAGAAGACCAAGAUAUGCAAUAUGCAUCACAAAGUGAGGUCCCAAAUGGAAAAGAAGUUUCUUCAAGGAAUCAAAAUUAUCCUAAAAAUACAGCUAAAACAAAACUGAAACAGAAAUUUUCCAUGAAACCACAAAAUGGUUUUAACAAGAAACGUAAAAAAAAUGUAUUUAAUGCUAAGAAAGUCGCUGAAGAUUCUGAAUAUGAUUCAGGUUCUGAUGUCGGUAGUUCACUAGAUGAGGACUAUAGUAGUGGUGAAGAAGUGAUGGAGGAUGGCUAUAAAGGUAAAAUUCUUCACUUCCUCCAAGAUGCUUCAAUUGGUGAACUGACUUUGAUUCCUCAGUGUUCUCAGAAAAAGGCUCAGAAGAUAACAGAACUCCGGCCCUUUAAUAGUUGGGAAACUCUGUUCACAAAGAUGUCCAAAACUAAUGGCUUAUCAGAAGAUUUGAUAUGGAACUGUAAAACGCUGAUCCAAGAAAGGGAUGUAGUUAUAAGACUUAUGAAUAAAUGUGAAGACAUUUCAAAUAAAUUGACCAAGCAGGUUACCAUGCUCACUGGAAAUGGAGGUGGAUGGAACAUAGAACAACCUUCCAUUCUAAACCAAAGUUUGUCACUCAAGCCCUAUCAGAAGGUUGGUUUGAAUUGGCUGGCAUUGGUACAUAAACAUGGACUAAAUGGUAUUUUGGCAGAUGAAAUGGGCCUAGGAAAAACCAUUCAAGCUAUUGCAUUCCUGGCGUACCUGUAUCAGGAGGGUAACAAAGGCCCUCAUUUGAUUGUUGUUCCAGCUUCAACUAUAGAUAACUGGUUAAGAGAAGUUAAUUUAUGGUGCCCCACUUUAAAUGUGCUCUGUUACUAUGGUUCUCAAGAAGAGCGGAAACAAAUUAGAUUUAAUAUCCAUAGUAAAUAUGAAGACUACAACGUAAUUGUGACCACGUAUAAUUGUGCAAUUAGCAGUUCUGAUGACCGGAGUCUGUUUAGACGGCUGAAACUUAACUAUGCGAUUUUUGACGAGGGCCAUAUGCUGAAGAAUAUGGGCUCCAUUCGCUACCAGCACCUUAUGACAAUUAAUGCAAAUAACCGUUUGCUGCUCACAGGCACGCCUGUGCAGAACAACCUGCUGGAACUCAUGUCGCUGUUGAACUUUGUUAUGCCACACAUGUUUAGUAGUAGCACCAGUGAAAUACGAAGGAUGUUUUCUUCUAAAACAAAAUCCGCAGAUGAGCAGAGUAUAUAUGAAAAGGAAAGAAUAGCACAUGCAAAGCAAAUUAUAAAGCCAUUUAUUCUCAGAAGAGUGAAAGAGGAGGUUCUGAAGCAACUACCCCCCAAGAAAGAUCGAAUUGAGUUGUGUACAAUGUCAGAGAAACAGGAGCAACUCUACUUGGGUCUUUUCAACAGAUUGAAAAAAUCCAUUAAUAACCUGGAAAAAAACACAGAAAUGUGCAAUGUAAUGAUGCAAUUGAGAAAAAUGGCCAAUCAUCCUUUAUUGCAUCGCCAGUAUUACACUGCUGAAAAACUCAAGGAAAUGUCUCAACUUAUGCUAAAAGAACCUACACAUUGUGAGGCCAACCCUGACCUGAUCUUUGAAGAUAUGGAAGUAAUGACAGACUUUGAACUGCAUGUGCUUUGUAAACAGUAUCGACACAUUAACAGUUUCCAGCUAGACAUGGAUUUGAUUUUAGAUUCUGGAAAAUUCCAAGCUUUAGGACGCAUCUUAUCUGAAUUGAAACAGAAGGGUGACAGAGUUGUAUUAUUUAGCCAAUUUACCAUGAUGCUUGAUAUUUUAGAGGUUCUCUUAAAACAUCAUCAGCAUAGGUACCUCAGAUUAGAUGGAAAAACUCAAAUUUCUGAAAGGAUCCAUCUAAUUGAUGAGUUUAAUACCGAUAUGGAUAUCUUUGUGUUUCUCUUGUCAACAAAAGCUGGUGGAUUAGGAAUAAAUCUGACUUCGGCAAAUGUUGUUAUACUUCAUGAUAUUGAUUGUAAUCCUUACAAUGACAAACAAGCAGAAGAUAGAUGUCACAGAGUGGGUCAGACUAAAGAAGUACUAGUUAUUAAAUUAAUAAGCCAAGGCACGAUCGAAGAAUCCAUGCUAAAAAUUAACCAACAGAAGUUGAAACUAGAACAGGAUAUGACCACAGUAGAUGAAGGUGAUGAAGGGAGUAUGCCAGCAGAUAUUGCCACAUUACUGAAAACGUCAAUGGGCCUGUGAAAUGAGAACUGUGACUUCCUAAUUGACAAGGAAAUAUCAACCUGGUGCACUCAAGGACAUUUCCAUUAAGAUGACCGUGGGGUUUAUGAACAUUUGUAACUUUUUAUAAUUUCCAUAUUGCAUUUCUCAUAGUAUGGACAACUUUUUUGCCACUAACUGAACUCUCCAGAUGCUCAAUGAGAUUUCAUAAAAAGCCACAAAUAUGUAGUUCUGAAGAUGUUGAAUAAUCAUUUUACAAAGCAGUUUUCUGAAUGGGGAUUAGUUGGUGAUUGUUUGUAACAAAUAUGCUAAUGCUUUAGAAAUGUCAGUAUUUUUGUAAUUAUUUCUACCUCCAAAUAUAUAUAUAUUGUCUUUCACUGGAUAAUGUGUGUAGAUUUUUACAUGUGCCUUAUUUGACAAUGCUUUUGUUUUUGCUUGUCUCAUUUGAAGUUUUUUUUUUAUUAUGUUAGUUUAAACAAUGCAGCAGUAUGGGUUAUAUAGCCUUCAUUUUAUUGCUAUUUGAAGCAGAUGUUCACCAAUGUCAGUAAGAACGCAACCUGAAGUUAAAGGUGGCAUUCCAUCUUCUAACAUCCCCCAGGUCCUAUCAGUACUUCUGUUUGGCUAGGCACUAAGUUGUUUUCCAGUGAAUAGUAACUGAAACCCGUAAAGAAGCCCCUUAUCUUGCUCCAUGGAUUAAUUCCUUCUGUUCAUUUCCCACCUGCACUAACUGUGCUGUUUAACUCUGCCUAUUCUUGUGCAUGUUUUCGUUGAUUUCCCUCUCCUGGCUUUUGCUUCUCUUGAAACUGUUGUCCAGUCACUUCUGCUCCAGUUAUCUUCCUGUCUCAGCUGUUCCUUAUUGCUGUACCUCCACAGGUGAGCAAAAUGUUGGUGAUGUUUUUCUAGUCUGGCAGACAUUUUAACUCAAAGCUAUUUCACUUCAAAGCAGACUGGAUGUGACUUUGUAUUAAGGCAGCAAUAGGUACUGCAUGGAAAUAGGUCAUUGACUUUAAAUCUUAUCAAAAUAUAAUUUACCCAUUUCCAGAAUUUCCAGAACAGGACUGACUGAAGAGAGAGCCAUUGUUCAAUUCCAAUUCAGUGUGGGUGACAAAGUGAAAUUUAGAAGAAGUAAAGUUGUCUAGUUGGUAUUUAACUCUUUAUUAAAUCUUUCUUUAAAGUUUUGCCUGUCAGUCUAUAUUGCUGUUUUUAUUAUACACCAGUUUCUUUGUAUAACUUGUGAGUUUUCAUGUGUUUUGUUUUUAUUAUGUAAAUAUCAUUAUAAAUAAACUUAUUUAUAAAUCAAAGAUUUGUUAAUUACUGGAGAUACACUUUUCAAGACAUCCUAACUUGCUAAGAUGCUAGAUAAAUCCUCUCAAUUUAGAAAGUAAAUAAAGAUGUUGGUGCUUUAGAUAUUACAGCCUCUGAACACUCAUGACUCAGUAGACUUACUCGUUCUGGAAGGCAUAUUGAGUAUAUUUAAUAUACUUCAGCAUUACAGGUAUAAAAGGAAUCUGCAGUGUUAAUUACUACCUCCUCUUGCAUCAUAGUACCCAGUUAGUCAAAUUGUUCGGAUAUUACCUUUUAAAAUCUGGUAAUGGUGGCUUUCUCCUAAGGUUUCUAUGUUAAUGUAUCUUCAGCAAUAGACUACUUCUUUGGUUGUUGUUUUUGUUAUUGUAGAUAUCCAUACUUUCUCUAAUGAAGUGUAGUUGAGUUCUCCCUGUAAUAGUCUAUUAUGUCUUGGGCUUAAUAAAAGGUUUUGUGAUCAUAA